Messenger RNA from Ictalurus punctatus (channel catfish), 2210 nucleotides. RefSeq names its product axonemal dynein light intermediate polypeptide 1. Gene Ontology annotation, molecular function: dynein heavy chain binding. Bases 137 to 883 code for a protein of 248 amino acids. The record is from RefSeq and is a predicted model, not a curated record. NCBI's taxonomy places the organism in Eukaryota, Metazoa, Chordata, Actinopteri, Siluriformes, Ictaluridae. Gene Ontology annotation, cellular component: filopodium; axoneme. The transcript is spliced from 6 exons.
UCUAAAUUCAGCGAAGCUUGUUGCCAUGGUGACGCAGAGAAUAUAAGCGCUCUGCUACUAAGACGGUUAAUCAAAAAAUAGCGUCGUUCCCUGAGACUUUUGAUCACUUCGAAGGCUUAAUUGCAAACAAACAAAAAUGACCAUGAUUCCUCCUGUUGAAUCUUUGCUCAAAUACAACAACCCGGAGCUUGUGAGCGAGGACACCGAGAACGAGAACUCACCAACGCAGCCUGCCAUCUCUGAUCCAGUUCCACCUCCACCCAAAUCCACAAGCCCUUCACCCAGUGCCAUUGAACAGCAAACAGAGGAUAUUCUUAAUUCCAUCCUACCACCAAGAGAAUGGAUGGAGAAUGAUCAGCUGUGGGUACAGCAGGUGUCCAGCACGCCAUGCACUCGGUUAGACAUCAUUCACCUGCAAGAGGAACUGGAUUUCAGACUGCAGCAGAGACAGGCCAGAAAGAAGGGCAUUUGCCCCGUCCGCAGAGAGCUCUACACAGAGUGCUUUGAUGAGCUCAUCAGACAAGUUACCAUCAACUGUGCUGAGAGAGGACUGCUGCUUUUACGAGUGAGAGAUGAGAUUCGCAUGACCAUUGCUGCCUAUCAGACCCUGUAUGAGAACAGUGUGGCCUGUGGCAUGAAGCAAGCUCUGCAGGUUGAGCAACAGAAGACAGACACUGAGAAAAAUAUUGUAGAACUGGUGAAUGAGAGGAGGGAACUGGAAAGACAGGUGAAUGAGCAGAAGGCUAAAUGUGAGGCAAUUGAGAAACGAGAAAAUGACCGGCGACGGGUUGAAGAGAAGAAUCGCACCGAAGAGAUCCAGUGUCUCAACCGCAUUAACCAGCAACUGAAGGCGCAGUUUAAUGCAAUCUUUGCCAAAAAGUAGCUAUAUGUCAUGUAUCAAGGAAGGAACUCUGGACUUCAUUUCCCAGCAGCACUGCACCGUACUACAUCAAUGUCACAUGACCACCUGCACCCAUAUCACUUAAGAGCACUCCUAUACAUAGCCACUGUUUGCACUGCUUCCGUUUGUCUAACUUUACCUUUGUCCCUGUUACCAUGUUUUGUUUCUUAGUGUAUGUUUAGUCUUAGCCACAGUAUUUUGCCUUGUUGUCUUUGUCUUUUGUAGUUUGUUGGGUUAUCUAUUAAAUGUUUGAAAUUCUUUGCAUCCAUCUCCACCUUUGAAUCGUGAACGUAUGACCUAACAAUGGAUGCAGUGGAAUUUUUCAGGGUCCAGGAGUCCCGGUACAAGUGGGAGACUUUUAACUGGGCUGGUACCAUCUCCCACACACUCUCUCCUAUUAUGGAUCUAGUCCAGCAAACAGAGUCAACGGGGAACAUCAGUCAGCCUCCCUGCUUGUCUGAGGACGCCGAUCAGCCUUUCUGCUCGGCUGAAGUCGUUGCUCGGUCAUCCUGCUUCGCUGAGGACGUCGCUCUGCCUCCUUUUUCCGCUAAUGUCGCUCCUCUUCUUUACUGCGCGCCGUAUGUCACUCCCCCUUCCUGCUCCAUGGAGGGUAUCAUUUCCCCCUCGUGCUUCGCAGAGAGCAUUGUUCCUCCCUUUGGCCUCGUGGAGAACCUCACUCCCCUCUCUGGCCUAGUGGAAAUCUUGGAGCUUCCCUCUGGCCUCGCAGAGAACCUCGCUCCCCUCUCUGGCCUUGUGGAGAACCUCGCUCCCCCCACGGAGAGUGGCACGCUCCCUUCUAGCAUCAUGGGGAACAUCGCUUCCCCAUCAGGCUCUGCCUUGAGCCUUGUUCCUCCCGCUGACUGUGCAGUGGCCAUUGCUCUGCAUUCAAGCCGGGCCGGGGAUAUCAUGCCCGAGUCUGCUGACACAGACAACCAAGCUCUGCCUUCCUGUCCAGUUGAGGACGCCGCUCUGCUUACCUGUCCCGCUGAGGACGCCGCUCUGCUUACCUGUCCCGCAGAGGACGUCGCUCUGCUUACCUGUCCCGCAGAGGACGUCGCUCUGCUUUCUUGCUCCGCUGAGGACGCCACUCAGUCUUCUGGUUCAGCUGGGGACAUUUUACCCAGGGGGCCAGGACCGCCAGAGGGACAGAGUGCAUUUUGGCACUCCAGAAGAAGCGCCCUUGGGGGGGUUCUGUCAUGUAUCAAGGAAGGAACUCUGGACAUUUCCCAGCAGCCACUGCACCUUACUACAUCAAUGUCACCAGACCACCUGCACCUGUAUAAUGUUUCUGUUUAACGAGUACUCCUAU